This is a messenger RNA of Ambispora leptoticha, 678 nucleotides long. The record is from the annotation of a GenBank genome assembly. NCBI's taxonomy places the organism in Eukaryota, Fungi, Glomeromycota, Glomeromycetes, Archaeosporales, Ambisporaceae.
AUGCCGGCUAAACUUCCUCUUUUUAAAACAAUAACUUCUAGUGGUUUUAAUGCUGAUACGAAGCUUUACUCUGGAAAAGAAUAUACAAGAUUAUCACAUGACCUUCACCUGUAUGCAGAAACUAAACAAGAAUAUACGAAAAAAGUAGUUAGAAUUUUAAAAAAAUGGCAAGAGCAUGCUCGUGCUUUCAGGCUAUUGAAUCAAACUGAAUUGAGCCAAUUAAGCAGGCCUUUUAGUGAUGUAUGUUUGGAUGUAGUUGAUAAACUUAAAAAAGAAAUUAAGGAGGGAAGAAUAACGGAUGAUAAGAACCAACCCGACAACCCUGAUGCACUUUGUGGUGAUUGUUCGCAAAGAUAUCAAGCUGCUCAGGAUCAUAAUGACUUUCAACCUUGUGGAUGCUUGAAUGUUAAAUCUAGUGAUUUAUUAGAAAUAACCUCGGAAAAUUUAGUUAAAAGUUUCUUUGUCAUUUGCGAGAUUGGCAGCAUUAAAAAGCAACCGCAAUCGAUUUUUAGUAUACAUUAUUUGAAUGGUCGCAUAAAAUUAGUUAAUUCUAAUCAAGAUUGUAAGUUAUAUGAAGAUUUAGUAACUUAUUUUCAACCCUUACCUAAUUAUAAAAUAGUUACUAGAAAGGAUUUAGGUCUCAAAGAACAGGAUAAUCCUGAUGACCAUACCGAUUGA